AAAAGAAGAAAACAGAGGAAGGCAGGGGAAGCAGUCUGUGUCUCCGUCUCUGCCCUUUGAAAUAAAAGGGUAUUUCUUUCCUCUCUUCAGCCCCUCACCCAGUGAAGGCCAGCUUGGGACAUUCUCCACUUCCCUUCGCUUCCCCUCUGGGAGCCCCUUUCACCGCCCCCCCGCACCUUGCUUCGGGCGAUGCCCCAGAGCGAGCUGUGGCCGGCGGGGCCUGGCUCAGAACCCGUGACCCGCAUCAGCAGCUGUGACAGCAUCAUGAGCACCACGUCCACCCGCUCUGGAUCUAGUGACGGCAGCUACGACUUCCUGUCCGCUGAAGAGAAAGAGUGUCUGCUCUUCCUGGAGGAGACCAUCGGCUCACUGGACACUGAGGCUGACAGCGGACUGUCUACUGACGAGUCUGAGCAAGACACAGCUCCCCAAGGCCCCCGAGCUCUGCCCAUAACCCAGCCUGCUCCCCAGGGAUAUCCAGGGGAGAAGAUCAUUCAGCAAGAAACAGAGCCAAGGAGAGGGACUCAGCCCAGCUCAACCUAUCUUCCUGAGCUCCAAGACCUGGGCCUCAGGUCUGGGUCCUAUAGCCUUCCCAGAAAUAUCCACAUCAGCAUCAACCAGAACCUCAGGAAAAGCACCACUCAGACUCAUAGCCACAGCCCGGGGGCAGUGGAAGGCCUUGUCCCGGAGCCUGAGACAGAGCAGGUCAGCCAAAGCAGUGAGCCCAGCCAGGCUCUGGCCAGCCCCCAGCCACCUGCUUCAGCCCUGGACACAGUGCCCAUCCCUCCACCAGAGGCUUUCCGGGACACCCAGCCCGAGCGGCAGGAGCGAGGCUGCCUGCCCACAGGGCCCGGGCAGCAGACCCACACGUCACUCAGCCCCCAGGAGAGCAAGGAGACUUCCUCAGAGGCCAUGUCCCAAAAAGCCAAUGAGGAAGGCUCAACAGGGGGCCCAGGACAGCUUAGGCCUCCUCCAGCCACCUCCACCUCGUCUCAGAAUAUGAGAGCUGAAGAUGCUCCCGUCCCAUCAGGGGGGGACCCCGGUGCCCACCUGGCCCCCCUCACAGCCUCUAAGCCCCGGAAACUGCCCCCCAAUAUCGUUCUGAAAAGCAGUCGCAGCAGUUUCCACAGCGAGCCCCAGAACUGGCUGGCCCGCCACACCGAGGCCGGCCCUGGAGACCCGGGCCUGGCCCCGUCCUCACUGCAGGAGCAGAAGAAGGCACGCCGAGAAGCACUUGAGAAGCUGGGGCUACCCCAAGACCAGGACGAGCCCAGCUCCCACUUAAGUAAACGCACCAGCUCCACCUGGCUCCAGGCCCCCCUUCCGACUCCAGCACCAGUUCGGCCUGCAGUUCCAGCUCAGGGCAGAGCCGCCGCACCUGCUGGAGGAAAGGCUCCAGCCCCAGCUCCGCCGCGGGGAACCACCCCGGGGAAAGCUCCGACUCCCACUCCAGCUCAGGGGUCUCCUCCAGGCAAAGGAUGGAUUCAAGCCCAGGAACCCACUCCAGGGAAGGUUCCAGCGGCCAAAUCUGUGCCAAUUCCUAUCCCUAAGGCCCCGGGGGUAAGUAAGCCCCUGACUCAGCCAAAGUCAGACUCAGGGCUGACUCUCCAGGAGAGCAACAUCCCGGGCCUGAGACAGAUGAACUUCAAGUCCAACACUCUGGAGCGCUCGGGCGUGGGGCUGAGCAGCUACCUCUCGGCUGAGAAAGACCCCAGCCCCCAAACCAGCACCUCUCUGGGCAAAGGCUCCUUCUUGGACAAGAUGUCUCCUAAUGUCUUACGUAACUCACGGCCCCGCCCUGCCUCCCUGGGCACGGGGAAGGACUUUGCAGGCAUCCAGGUGGGCAAGCUGGCCAAUCAGGAGCAGGAGCAGAGCAGCAGGCACCUGCCCUACCAAGGACAGAGCCCUGACAAGCUGCCUCGACCCCCCUAUGUCAGUGUCAGGAUCUCCCCAAAAGGCGUCCCCAAUGAGCACAGAAGGGAAGCUCUGAAGAAGCUGGGACUGUUGAAGGAGUAG
Enhydra lutris kenyoni (northern sea otter) is the source of this 2016-nucleotide messenger RNA. Its product is annotated as chromosome unknown C1orf116 homolog. The coding region runs from base 190 to 2016 and encodes 608 amino acids. The record is from RefSeq and is a predicted model, not a curated record. Lineage: Eukaryota; Metazoa; Chordata; Mammalia; Carnivora; Mustelidae. The transcript has 4 exons.